AGGAAGCAAAUGCUUAUGUGACAUAAUGUGACAGAGUUAAAGUGCUGCAUCACUUCUGUUUGUCAUCAAACAAAUCUGAACAAAUAUAAUCUCUGGCUACGAGAUGUGAGGCCGUGGAAGUCAAGCAAACGCAUUCUACUUUAUUCAGCCUGCUCCUGUCGGGAGCUAACGCUAGCUAGCAGCUGACUGCAGACAUCCAAUGAAUCGGUUUCUGUCCCGUCUGUGCUUAAAGUCUAGACUGAAGCAUCUGCUGCUUGAUGUAGCUGGGUGGGACAGUGUUAAUGUUUUACUUUAUGUUAGUGGUGCCGGGUUUUUAUUAUUCCUGCUCAAUGGUUUUGCACAUGUAGCUAAUAAAUAUGUCACACUGUAGAAGUUUUGCAUCGCAGUAAAGGACAGGACGAGCGGCGGUGACACACAGGGGAUCAGAGCUCACCUAAAACCUCACGCUGGAGGCGGAGGAAGUGCUGGGUGUCGCCUGAGCAUAGCGCUUACAUGUACAGCAGUCUCGGCCGAGGGUAACGCUGUGUGUUCGAGGACUGUACGCUGCCAUGUCGGAGUUUCUGCUGAGUCUUCUCGGGGAGCGGCUCGUCAACAGCGAGAAAGCCGAGGUGGACGUGCAGUCGCUGGGCGCCAGGCUCUCCCUGGUCGGGCUCUUCUUCGGAUGCAGCCUGAACGCCCCGUGCAAGCAGUUCACCGGCAGCCUGUGCGAGUUUUACAGCAGGUUCAAAAAGACGUCUGAACACAAGGACAAACUGGAAAUCGUCUUCAUCUCGUCUGAUCAGGACCAGAAACACUGGCAAGACUUUUUGCAGGAGAUGCCGUGGCCGGCGUUACCUUUCAAAGACAGACACAAAAAGAUUGCCAGUGAUGAUUUCCGUUGCACUUCAUAAUGAAGUCCAGGCGUGAAUAAAGGCUUAGGGGAGACGGGGAA
This is a messenger RNA of Monopterus albus (swamp eel), 931 nucleotides long. Its product is annotated as nucleoredoxin-like. The record is from RefSeq and is a predicted model, not a curated record. NCBI's taxonomy places the organism in Eukaryota, Metazoa, Chordata, Actinopteri, Synbranchiformes, Synbranchidae. Gene Ontology annotation, cellular component: nucleus. The coding region runs from base 549 to 890 and encodes 113 amino acids. The transcript is spliced from 2 exons. Gene Ontology annotation, molecular function: thioredoxin-disulfide reductase (NADPH) activity. Gene Ontology annotation, biological process: negative regulation of protein ubiquitination; negative regulation of Wnt signaling pathway.